CACCUGUGCAAUCUUAUCGGACCUCCUUCGCCCCGCCCACUAAUACUUCAAAAGCUAUUUCGUUUAGAGUCCCACAACGAGGAAGCAGGUGAACCGAGAGUAAGAACAUUUAAAGGAUGGACCUGAGCAUGUUGAAACUCCUCCUGUUGUUGGUGCCAGCUAUCUUUCUUGACCCAGUUAAUGGCUAUGGUAAUGGAAAGGUAACAGAAUCCUGCAGGAGCAUGAAACCAGGGCAUGGGCAUCCCUCCCAGUCACUACCCAGUCCUUACACUGUCACUGUGGAUAAGAGCAAAUUCAGCACAGGGGAUCAGAUAAAAGUUACCCUGUCUGGAUCAUCUACUACUUUUAAAGGAUUUCUGAUAGAAGCGCGGGACAUGGCAGAUCCGAGUGGAGAUGCAAUUGGCUCUUUCACUCUGGUUGAUCAUUCUGUAUCUCAGCUGUUAAAUUGUGGAGAAAUAAAGGGCUCAGCAGUCAGUCACACAAGCGAGUCAGGCAAAUUGAAGGUUGAGGUGGUCUGGAAUGUACCUUCAAAUCCACCACCUGCUGUUCAAUUUUUUGCUACAGUUCUUCAGCACUAUGACACUUACUGGGUGAAAAUGCCUGGUCCGAUCAUUUUAAUGGGUAAUUCAACCCCCGUUCCAACUCUGACCACAUCAGCUGUGCAGCCGACGACAGAAUCACCUGUUCUAAGGAAACCAUUCAGCUCAAAGGACUGUGGCAGUACAAAGUCCUGCCUGCGAGAUCCAAUCGGCUGUGAUCCCGAGACAGACCCAAAGUGUUACUUUCUUUCAUUUACAAGUGAUGAGCAUUCAGUGCUGUUUGAGCUGAGCGGCCCCACAGAGGGGUAUGUUUCAUUUGCCCUGUCCCAUGAUAAAUGGAUGGGCAAUGAUGAUGUCUAUUUAUGUGUGAGGACAGAUGACUAUGUGAAUAUAAAUCCAGGUUAUGUAACGGGCCGAACCCAUCCCACCCUGGACUCGCAGGAUACACUGACGAAUAUGGCUUGGAGAUUGUCUGAUGGUGUUGUUCAGUGUAUGUUUCGAAGGGAAAUUCGAGUCCCAGCAGAGCAAGACAGGUUUAAUCUGGACAGAAGUUACUACAUAUUCUUGGCAGAUGGGAAAGCUGAGCAUGGUAUGGUUCACAAGCAUCACCACCAGCCACUAAUUUCUUCUGAAAAGAAAUAUAUUACCAGCUCUCCAGAGAACUUAAAUGGCUCUCGCUCUCCAUUCAUUAUUAAAGUCCAUGGUGCUUUAAUGGUGGUUGCAUGGAUGACUACUGUUAGCAUUGGUGUGAUUGUGGCUCGUUUCUUAAAACCCCUCUGGCCUGAAUCAACACUAUUUGGGCAGAAGAUUUGGUUUCAGGUGCAUCGUAUAUUAAUGUCUUCCACAGUGCUGCUCACAUGCAUUGCAUUUACCUUGCCAUUUGUUUACAGAGGAGGCUGGAGUAAACAUGCUGGGGCCCACCCUUUCCUUGGAUGCACUGUGAUGGCUCUAGCGGUUCUUCAGCUUGUCAUGGCCUUUUUCAGGCCCCAUCCCAAUACCCCAAGGAGAAUGAUAUUUAACUGGGCGCACUGGGGUACUGGCACAAUUUCCAGAAUAAUCGCUGUCGCAGCAAUGUUCUUGGGGAUGGAUCUGCCAGCUCUAAACCUUCCGGAGCCAUGGGAUACACUCCUACUGUCUGGAUUCGUAACCUGGCACAUAUUAACAGAACUCCUGCUAGAGUUACACAAUCUCUUCAUAAUUCGAAAAGCUAAGAAUGUAAGAGAUGAUGAAGUGGAAAUUAUAGAUUCAGCAUUAGGCGAGACUGAGGGGCAUAUGAUUAAGAAGAUUGUUUUAACUGUCUACAUCUGUGGAAACAUAGCAUUUCUGAGUGCAUUCCUGGCUGCAAUCAAUUGCGUCUAAAAUAAAAUCAUGGGCUCAAGACAGAAACGUUUUCAAAAUAUGAACUUUCCUACGUGAAGAAUCAGAAUGGAACAAGUUGUACUUUUUGUACAUAUAGAACUAUAUGAAUCAUUUGGCAAUAUUCCUGUUCAAUGUUCUUGGAUUUUAGUAUCCAAGAACAUGUUAUGCUUUUCUUUCAUUAUUAAUCUAUAUUUUCUUUAUUACUAAUAAGUACAUUUCUUAUUUAUUAAGUAUCAAAAUAUAAAAACAUGUAUUUUACAUUGUGGAAGAUUAAUUUCUAACAUUGUGUUUUCUAGUCUCCACUCAAUAUACCUCAGCUACAAAGGAAAGUUUAGUAUCCAUAAUUAUGGAUACUAAACUAAAUGUGACAAUAACUUACUGAUCUCCAGUAAGAUAAUGGAGUUUGUUUUGUGGUGUUGAACACAACUGUCUUCACAUUUCCUUAAAAUCACAUCAGUGCCUAUUGUAAAAGACCUUUAUAUAACUGACAAGUGCAGAACCAACCAAACCUCUGUCUCCAGAUCAGCUUCCAAUUUGAUCACAUGCACCGAGGGAGCUAAAGCUUGAAACUUACCAUGUAAUUAAAACAAAAGCAAUUGAA
Molecule: messenger RNA, 2499 nt
Organism: Acipenser ruthenus (sterlet)
Lineage: Eukaryota; Metazoa; Chordata; Actinopteri; Acipenseriformes; Acipenseridae
Product: putative ferric-chelate reductase 1
Exons: 16
Coding region: 117-1898 (593 amino acids)
Molecular function (GO): oxidoreductase activity, acting on metal ions
Source: RefSeq, a predicted model, not a curated record